AUGGACCAAGCGAACUCCUCGCCUUUCACUGUCGAAAUUGAGCAGGCGGCUCCCCUGAAGCGGUUCUCGACGCCUUUGUUUACGCUCUUCAAUGGAGACUCCGAUCCCGAGAGCUGCCUAAAACACUUCAAAAGUGUCAUGAUCCUCCACAAGGCCGACAACGCAUUGAUGUGCAAGGUGUUUGUGAUGACCCUACGGGGAGCAGCUCAAGAUUGGUUCCACACCCUACCAUCCGGGUCGAUCAGCAGCUUCAAGGAGCUGGCAUACGUCUUCGCCAAAGAAUACACAUCUUACCGAACAAUCAAGAAGAACCCCGACCACUUGUUCAACAUACGCAAGAAGUCCGACGAAUCCCUUCGAGACUACAUCAAGAGAUUCAAAGCAGAAAAGGCCAACAUCGUAGGAUGUGACGACCAGAUCGCCUCCUCUGCUUUCAAGAAAGGCCUUCCAGCUGAACACGACGUAUACCGCGAGCUGACUAUCGCUCCCAGCCAGACUCUGGCAGAGGUCCUCGCAAUCGUGGAACACUAG
This is a messenger RNA of Prunus avium (sweet cherry), 531 nucleotides long. The record is from RefSeq and is a predicted model, not a curated record. NCBI's taxonomy places the organism in Eukaryota, Viridiplantae, Streptophyta, Magnoliopsida, Rosales, Rosaceae.